GGCGCCCCCCCUUCAAUACGCAGGCGCGGUGCCUCCGGCUGCACGAGCUUUUUGCCCACUCGCUCGCCUCUUCCCGAGGAGGGCUCGGCUGCGGGCGGGUCCUAGCGCCGCUCUGCCCGGCCCCUCUAGCGCCGCCCCCGCACGCCCCUCACCGGGGCAGAGCGAUGAGCGAGGGCAGCGGGGCUGCUGCUGAGACGGAGGCGGCGACGACGACGACAACGGGCCCGCCGUGGCGGAUUAGCCCCCCAUGUUUCCCCGCGGAGCCCCAACGACGGCACAGACUGUGGUGGGGAGCGGCGUCCCGUCCUCUUUGUUGGCUGUGCUGCUGCAGUCCUCGCCCCUGAGGCUCCGGGCGGGGGACGAGGCUUCGAGGAAGGGAGAGUGCCGUGUGGCGGCGGCGGCCGCCGCUUCUGCUGCUGCUGCUGCUGCUGCUGCUGCUGAGAGAGACAGAAAGCGCCCGACGAGCAACCGGAACCAGGAAAACUGCUGGGAUUUAAUACGGCGGGCUGCGCCGAGGGAUGGCGUGUGCCUGAAGGAGGACGGGAGGCUCCGGGAAGAGAGGGAACAAAGUGUGGGGGCCAGAGAGACUCGUCAGGGGCUGCUUCUUGGGGGUCCUUUUUCUUAACCUCCGACCCCUCCGACAUUCCCCGUGAGGGGGGACUUUGCUGCUGCUUGAAACUGACCUUUGAGUGAGUUGGGAUCUACAAAAAACUAGCAACGUUUUCCUUUGGAUUUUCCUUUUUUUCACCGCUUUCCCCCCUUAAAAAAAAAUCACACUUUUAAGAAUACAUAUCUACAAAUAUCGUUCCAGUUGCUAACUUAUCCCAGAUGGCCAAUUCCCUCAACGGCCGGAACCCAGGUGGCCGAGGAGGAAACCCCCGCAAAGGGCGUAUUCUGGGCUUCAUUGAUGCUAUUCAGGAUGCAGUUGGCCCCCCUAAGCAAGCAGCUGCUGAUCGCAGGACUGUAGAAAAAACUUGGAAAUUAAUGGAUAAAGUGGUGAGACUGUGUCAGAACCCCAAACUUCAGUUGAAAAACAGCCCACCUUAUAUACUUGACAUUUUACCGGAUACCUAUCAACACUUGCGACUUAUAUUGAGCAAGUAUGAUGACAGCCAGAAACUUGCACAGCUCAGUGAAAAUGAAUAUUUUAAAAUCUAUAUUGACAGUCUCAUGAAAAAAUCAAAACGGGCUAUAAGACUUUUUAAAGAGGGGAAAGAGAGGAUGUAUGAAGAGCAAUCACAGGACAGGCGAAAUCUCACAAAGCUGUCCCUCAUCUUCAGUCACAUGCUUGCAGAAAUCAAGGCAAUCUUCCCUAAUGGUCAGUUCCAGGGUGACAACUUUCGUAUCACAAAAGCUGAUGCUGCAGAAUUCUGGAAGAAGUUUUUCGGUGAGAAAACCAUAGUGCCUUGGAAGGUGUUCCGUCAGUGUCUACAUGAAGUGCAUCAGAUUAGUUCUGGUUUGGAAGCAAUGGCUUUGAAAUCUACUAUUGAUUUAACCUGCAAUGACUACAUUUCAGUCUUUGAAUUUGAUAUCUUCACCAGAUUAUUCCAGCCUUGGGGUUCAAUAUUAAGAAACUGGAACUUCUUAGCUGUAACGCAUCCUGGAUAUAUGGCAUUUCUGACUUACGAUGAAGUUAAAGCACGGUUACAAAAAUACAGCACCAAACCAGGAAGCUACAUUUUCAGAUUAAGCUGCACUCGACUAGGACAGUGGGCAAUUGGAUAUGUCACUGGCGAUGGAAAUAUUUUACAGACAAUACCUCAUAAUAAGCCUUUAUUUCAAGCUCUGAUUGAUGGCAGCCGGGAGGGAUUCUAUCUGUACCCAGAUGGAAGAAGUUACAAUCCUGAUCUGACAGGACUGUGUGAACCCACCCCACAUGAUCACAUAAAAGUUACACAGGAACAAUAUGAAUUGUACUGUGAAAUGGGUUCCACAUUCCAGCUUUGUAAAAUCUGUGCAGAAAAUGACAAAGAUGUGAAGAUUGAGCCUUGUGGGCAUCUGAUGUGCACAUCUUGCCUUACAGCAUGGCAGGAGUCUGAUGGUCAGGGGUGUCCUUUCUGCCGCUGUGAAAUCAAAGGAACUGAACCUAUAAUUGUGGACCCCUUUGAUCCCCGAGAUGAGAACACAAGGUGCUGCAGCAUUAUGGAUAGUUUUGGUAUACCCAUGCUCGACUUGGAUGACGACGACGACAGAGAAGAAUCUUUAAUGAUGAAUCGAUUAGCUUCUGUGCGGAAGUGUACUGAAAGACAGAAUUCCCCAGUGACAUCUCCAGGAUCUUCUCCACUUGCACAAAGAAGAAAGCCACUUCCUGAACCCCUCCAAGGACCUCAUCUUAGCCUCCCACCAGUGCCUCCUCGACUAGAUCUAAUUCAAAAGGGAGUUGCUCGAUCCCCUUGUGCCAGCCCUACUAGCUCACCAAAGUCUUCUCCAUGCAUGAUGAGGAAGCAAGACAAGCCUCUUCCUGCACCACCGCCACCUGUACGAGAUCCUCCCCCACCUCCACCAGAAAGACCCCCACCCAUUCCACCAGAUAAUAGGUUAAGCAGACACUUGCAUCAUCCUGAAAGUGUGCCUUCCAGAGACCAGCCUAUGCCACUCGAAGCCUGGUGCCCCAGAGAGGUGUGUGGAACUAAUAAUAUUGCAGGAUGUCGAAUAGUAGGAGGCGAUGGUUCUCCCAAACCUGGACUCACAGCAAGCUCAAAUAUUAAUGGACGGCACUGUCGAAUGGGUUCUGAUCCAGUUUUUCUGCGAAAACACAGACGCCAUGAUUUGCCUUCAGAAAGUGCCAAGAUAUUUUCAAACGGCCAUCUAGGAAAUGAAGAGUAUGAUGUUCCACCUCGGCUCUCACCACCUCCUCCAGUUGCCUCAGUUUUGCCGAAUAUGAAGUCUCCUGUUCCUGUUAAAAAUUCCCUUCCUGAGAAACCAAGAGAAUGUUUAGAAGAAGAUGAAUACAAGAUUCCUUCAUCCCAUCCUGUUUCUUUGACUUCACAGUCACCUCAUUGUCAUAAUAUAAAGUCUCACAUUCGUGUAUGUGAGAAUGGAAUAAUUAGCGAAACACACAAUUCCGCCUCUGAAAUGAAAAGAUUGAAACAUCCAGAGAUGGGUGAUACCUUUGAGCCUACUGUUCCAGUACCUUUACCACCUGCACGACCUCCUUUGAGGGAAAACUUGAAACAUGGCUCAGUAGUCAACAGGACUCCCUCCGAUUAUGAUCUGCUUGUGCACCCUCCAGGCGAAGAUGCAUCUGACAACCCGCCACCCUCACUUCCCCCUCCACCACCCCCUGCACGCCACAGCCUCAUUGAGCAAUCAAAGCCACUCAUUGCAGGAAGCAGACCUUUGUCGGGACACGAACUCUACCUUCCUCCUGCAGAUCUUUUCUUUGAUCCUGUAAAUGGCUUAGUUCCUUUACCUCCAGUUCGAAGAUUAACUGGUGAAAAUAUGAAAACACAUAGAACAUCCCAGGAUUAUGACCAGCUUCCAUCAUGUUCAGAUGGUUCACAAGCACCAGCCAGACCUCCUAAACCACUUCCCCGCAGGACUGCUCCAGAAAUACACCAUAGGAAGGCACAUAACUCUGACACAUCUAUAGAAAAUGUUGAUGCAAAAAUUGCAAAACUUAUGGGAGAAGGCUAUUCCUUUGAAGAAGUGAAGCGGGCGCUUGAAAUAGCCCAAAAUAACCUUGAUGUAGCACGGAGCAUUCUAAGAGAAUUCGCCUGCUUUCCUCCGACCAUUUCCCCACGUCUCAAUCUAUAGCAGUGUGGAAAACCUUGCAGCAAGCCUGUCCUUCAGAAGUUUGUGAGUGUGAAAAUGAGAGCUAACAUGCAAGUGCAACACUGCGUGCAAGAGAGAGAUUAUUCUCUAGACAUUUUCAAAGAGUAGAGUUCCAGCAGUUUUUAAGGGGAAAAAACUGCUUCUUUCAAGACAUAAGUGGAUUUGAUCUUCUGUAUUUUUGCUAGCCAUACUUUUUUGAAUCAGGGUUGAACUGACAAAUAAUUUAAAGAAGUUUACUUCCCAUAAACUUUUAAUCUGUGAAAUGCUUUUUCAUGUUUACAAGGUGGUGAGUGACCAUUUUCAAGCUGAUAGUCCUCCUGUGUUCUUGUUCAUAUUUUCUACUUUUGUGUAGCAUUUCCAACUGUUUUUGUACUGACUUGCCCCAUCAACCAUAAGUCACUUAUUUCUUCUCUCCAUUUUUUCUUUUAAAGAAGCUUUAAUCUCUUUUUCCCUUUUUCUUUUCUUUUGCAUUUUAGCAUCAAGUGAAUGCAAGGGAAAAUGUGGCCUUCACUACUGAUUUUUCCCUACUGUUGUAUCUUUGCGAUUUAGAGAGAGAAAAUUGAAUGUGUAAUACAUUGUUUUGUCUUUGGUCUGCCUCUUGGAGGGCAUUUUAACUGCAACAGUGGGCAGCUUUUCUUUGACAUAUGGCCGAUAACUUUCAAGGUCUAGAUGACUUCAAUUUUAAAAUAAAUUAAACGUUCACAAUAUUAAAUUGCAUGAUAUGAUAGUUUCCCUGAAAUGUAAAUUGUACCUGGAACAUAUACUAAAAAUCCAUUUGUAUGCAUUUCAGAUUAGCCCUUCAUUCCAUGAUGAGCUUGAUGAAAGGUGCCCAUGUUCAUGCCUUGAAUAUUAUCAGGCGUGCCAAAUAGAUCCAUUGUGUCGAGUUAUAUUAGCAGUGGCCAGGUAGAUUGCACCCCUGGAAGGUGGGAUCAGUUAAUUUCCUGUGUGAAGAAUUAUUUGCUGAUUCAUCACAGCUUUGGGGACAAAUUCAUAUUAACACAGGUACUUUGAAUCUUUGCACUGUUGAAUCCAAAUGCAAUUAUUGUGGCACUAUUUCUUCAAAGCUCACAUUAUUACCUUAAAAGCACAUUCAGUGCACAGAUCAACCAAUUGCGCAGUAUCUUCCUUUUUGGAGAUACCUUAAAUAUAUUUGCCUUGAAUUCCUAGUGGUGCCCCACACUGUGACGUUCCAAAGCACAGGCUAAAUCAAGACCUUCGACUUCUUAAAUGAAGUGUUAUUGGUAAGCUCCAGCAAAAAAUCCAUAUGUGCUCUCAUUCUUCCUUCUCUUGUCAACAUUGAAGUCUCCCCCUUUCCUUUCACAUACCCUCCCUGACAUUGAUUAGCUGGAAUGACUGGUGGUCCAAGUGAAUACAGGCUGUGAGAUGGGGAAAAUGCAUAUCGUCUAUUGCUCGUGCAGCUGUUGUGAAGAAUACAGUCUGAAUACACUGACUGCUCUGUUGUGUUCAGAGCAGGAAGGUGUGGCUCCACAACUCCUUUCCUCCGUAAUCAUUGGCCAAGUUGGCUGCGCCUUAUGGAAGCUGGAGUUCAACAACAACUACAGCAAGGGGUGGGGAUCAUUUUUCAACCCAAGGCCUACAUUCUCUUGUGAGGAACCUUCUGGGAUCCGCAUAUUUCUGAGGAGUGGGGCAGCAGCAAAAGUGGUGAAGCAAUGGAUAUGACUCGUACCUUUGAAUAAUAGCCUACAUUUCAGCCAUGCAGACAGAAAUUUAUGUACACAUCUGCAUCCUUGAUCAAGGCAAGCAUGACAUGGUCACUGUUGAAGGCUACAUUCCAGAUGAGCACAAGCACUCAAGGAAAGCAUGGAGCCGGUCCAGUGAGGGGUGUAGUCUGAGGAAAGAAGGGUCCAGGGAGAGUCCCAAGGCCAGAUAGAGAGGCCUGAGGGUUCCUCACUCCUUUUCUAGAUGUUCAUAGGUUCCUUGCCCCCUGGUUUAGAGCCAAUGUAAGGCACCCAUCUCUUUAGCCCUACCACCAUAUGUGACAUGCCCAACAUCACCUGGCCUAGGGGGUCAACAUCCAAUGAAGCUGUUGUGACCUUAUAAAAACAGAUGCAAUCACUCAGAGGAACUCCUGUUCGUGAUUGAAUAUAGACUAGUGAAACAAAAGUACUGCAAGGAGGGAAUCGGGAGCCAGGUCUCCAAAAUUAAGGCUGUGAUCCAUUUUCCAGAAAUCAGAUUAGGCAAGAUCAGGGACAUCUCAGUUUGUGGUGCACAUCCUCAGCCCUUUCCCUUGGGCCAGUUUUGGGAAGGUUUUUAACCUAGCAACUCACAACACUACUUGAUUUGAUUUUGGCACUCUAGCUCAUUUAUGGUGACAAAUUUUAAAUAUAAUGUAUGGUAUAUUGGAAUCCCAGUUUUUCCAUAUCCUGUAUUCUUUCAUAAAGAUCUGAACGUAUGACAUACCCACUUCUAAACUAUUCAAAAUGUAAUUCUGUGCAAUCAUACUUGGCUAUCUCUUUGGUCCUCAUGAAGAGGCUUAUUGAUAAGUCCCGAAAAGGAUCAUUAAGACUGGUUUUGAGCCUUCUAAUUCAUAAGAACCUUGUUGAUGUGCUGCUAAGUUUAAAAGCUGCAAUUUUCCUACAGAAAACACAAGUUAUAUUCUGCCAUUUUAAAAGAUUAAUGUAUUAUAAAGAGGGAAAGGACUAUUUGUCAUAGCACAAGACCUUCAAUUGCAUUAGAGACCAUUGUUUUUAGUAUAGGUCAGUGGUUCCCAAACUGUUUGGGGGCACCACCCUCUGGGUUCCAUGAACUCAGCCCCAGUGCCCUUCUACCCUACCCUAUAAAAUGCAUUAUUCAAAAUAGUGGCAUGCACAACCAACAAAGGAAGAGAAUAUUACAAUAAAAUUCAAAACAGUAACAAUUGCAAACUUAUUCACAAUCCAAUUUAAUUAUUUAAAGUAUGCAUUUGAUCCAGUGAUGCCUGCUUUUCAAAGUCUGACAGUCAUUUACACCCUUAAUGCCCAUGCUAGGUAAUUCCACCAGUCCUUCGCGGGCAGCACUGCCCACUUUGGGAACCACUGUUAUGGGUAUUUAGGAAAAGGACUAGUUCUACUCUCCUAAAGUGCACAGUGUUGUGUUUUGUGUUACUGGAAUGACUUGGACUAAUUCCAGUAGAUGAAGGCUUGUGAAAGAAUGUGUCAACAUACUCUAUAAACUGUCCCAAGUCUGGAUAUAAUGAAUCUAGGAUUCAUAAAGUCUUUGAAGAGGUUACGAGGCCAUCAUAUCCCAGUGAAGAAUGUUCACACUAAUGUAUCCUCCAUCUAAGUCAUCCCAUGGAUGACAGAAUGGUCCUGAAAAGCAUUCUUAAUAAUAUAGCCAUGCAAAAUUAGCUCUCCGAUGGUUUGGUUAUUGCUCAUGAAUUAGCAGAAUAAUAUGGCGAGAGUUCUGUUCUGAACAAGGUCUCUACAACAUUACCACAGAAAAAGGGCUUGUUCAUACAAAUAUUCACACAUUUAAGCACACAGUGUUGUGUUUGGUACCAAAUAAUUCUCAGUGAAUCAACAAUUUCAGGGGUAUUUAAGCUACUCAGAAUGGUGGUCCUGUUCCUACAUCCCAGACUCACUCAAGAGCUUUAAUUAAUCAUUGCAACAUAAUGUCAGCUUUCUGCUAAAGAAUUCUAAAAUUGCUGACUCAGAUGAUGGGGCACAUCAACAAUGCAGACAAUAUGUAAUGCAAGCAAACUCAACGUCUGUUAAAUGAGCUGCCAAUUUAGUGCUUGAUCAGUAUCCUCAAAUAGCCAAGUAGUCUUGUGCCAGGUUUGCUUAAAUCCCACGUGUGUGCUAGAGGAUUUUUCAUAAUGUGAAUUUAUUUGUACCAGAAUCAUAUUUCCAGCUUGAAGCUUUACUUUGCACUGACCUGGUAAAUAUUUUAAUUUGUGUCUUAAAAGCUUGACAAACUUGGAAGCAGAUAAGUGUGUUUUUAAUCAGGUACUGCCUGUUGACCUGGAACGUAGUGUUUCUAGGACUGGUUUCUUGAAAGGACUGCAAUAGUUUUCAUUUUUGAAGGUUUAUCUUCUAAAUAACUAUUUUAUCUGAAAAAAAGCCUUUUUAUAAACUUGUCUAACGUGGCAAACAUAGUGAUGUGAUCGAUUUCUAUUUUAUUCAACAUUCUUUUUUCAAUUCUGAAUAUUAUGUAACCUCAAAUUACUUUAUCUGUUCUUGUAAGGUAUUUUAUAAAAAUUAAUGUUAACAGAA
This is a messenger RNA of Zootoca vivipara (common lizard), 7985 nucleotides long. It is a transcript of the gene CBLB, whose product is annotated as Cbl proto-oncogene B. The record is from RefSeq and is a predicted model, not a curated record. Gene Ontology annotation, cellular component: plasma membrane; membrane raft. Gene Ontology annotation, biological process: negative regulation of epidermal growth factor-activated receptor activity; cell surface receptor signaling pathway. Gene Ontology annotation, molecular function: phosphotyrosine residue binding; ubiquitin protein ligase activity; SH3 domain binding. Lineage: Eukaryota; Metazoa; Chordata; Lepidosauria; Squamata; Lacertidae.